Molecule: messenger RNA, 888 nt
Organism: Zootermopsis nevadensis
Lineage: Eukaryota; Metazoa; Arthropoda; Insecta; Blattodea; Termopsidae
Source: RefSeq, a predicted model, not a curated record
AUGUGCUUGCCGGAGUUCGGCGCAGACGAUGAAGAAGAGUAUUCCCAGGGUCUGGGGUACAUCACUUUGGUGGGGCUUAGCCUGUCAAUAGGCUUCCUCAUACUACACCUCUUUGCAUUUGGCUUGACUCCCAGGCUUCACAACUUGUCGUCAAUGAACCUGGCCUGUCUCAGUGUCACUCUACUCCUCGUGUACUGCUCGUUCUUUGGGUCUGUCUCUCUGAAGGAGACGGGCAUCCCGUGUGUUUCGAUCGCUGUUAUAAUUCACUACAGUCUGCUAGCUUCCUUUUUCUGGAUGCUUACCAUAGCAUACGACAUUAACAGAGUCCUCCGAGUAGCCACCACGAAGCUGCUUGUGUCAACAGGCAGGCACUGGCACAGGUUUGGCGUCUACUGUCUGUGGAGCUGGAUAGUUCCUGCUGUCAUUGUUGGUGUAGCGCUGGCAGCCGAGUUCUCCUCUGACGGGGUGUUGGAAUAUGUACGACCAGGCUACGGGGUCAGUGAAUGCUGGUUCGACAGUGGCAGGGCUCUGCUCACCUUCAUUGUGGGACCGCUCUCAGUUGUCAUGAUUCUCAAUGCAGUGCUAUUUUUCUGGAGUGCGUGUAUCAUCUAUACUUCCACAUCUGAGCUGAAGAACACAUCCCGCACACACAGAGACUUCCGUCUCUACUGCCGCCUCGCGCUCAUUAUGGGUCUGACUUGGAUUGUCGGCCUCGUCGCUGCAUUCGUUGACAAUAUAGUGGUGUGGUACGCGUUCGUGAUCCUCAACACACUGCAGGGGCUGUUCAUAUUCCUGGCCUUCACUUGCACCCAGAAAGUGUGGCAGGAGCUACGGCCGUACAGGCAGACGCAGGCGUACGCCCCGAGCCCCGCUACCAUGUACACAUGA